Tripterygium wilfordii is the source of this 2112-nucleotide messenger RNA. RefSeq names its product flocculation protein FLO11. Gene Ontology annotation, molecular function: protein binding. The coding region runs from base 44 to 1951 and encodes 635 amino acids. The record is from RefSeq and is a predicted model, not a curated record. NCBI's taxonomy places the organism in Eukaryota, Viridiplantae, Streptophyta, Magnoliopsida, Celastrales, Celastraceae. The transcript has 2 exons.
UUCCCCCAAAUCUACAAACCAACAGCUUCAACCUCUAAUUUCCAUGGAUCCUCCUCCACUUCCACCCCAACCCACCACCAUACCUACCAGUAUGCACUCAGACUACCCUGACUCCGUGGAGUUCUCUCCACGCUCUCUCACAACAGAAACCAUCCACGACCAUCUCCCACCAGUCCCCGGAGCCAAACUCCGGCUCAUGUGCAGCUACGGCGGCCACAUUAUGCCUCGCCCCCAUGACAAAGUCCUCUGCUAUGUGGGCGGCGACACAAGAAUGGUUGUCGUGGACAGCCACUCCACACUGUCUUCCCUCGCCACCAGACUCUCCCGUAGCCUCCUUAAUGGUCGUGCAUUUACUCUCAAGUACCAACUACCCAAUGAAGAUCUUGAUUCUCUAGUCUCUGUAACUACUGAUGAAGAUCUUGAUAACAUGAUUGAAGAGUAUGAGAGAAUAACAUCAGCAUCAAAUUCAUCGUCGUCUUCUUGUCGGAUUCGUUUAUUCUUGUUCUUUAAUAAGCCUGAGACUGUAGCUUCAAUGGGGGCUUUGUUAGAUGAUGCAAAGUCGGAGACUUGGUUUGUUGAUGCUUUGAAUGGUUCAGGUUUGAUGUCAAGGAAUUUAUCUGAUUCUGCUACUGUUGAUUGCUUAUUGAAUUUUGAUGAUGGUGAAGAAAUUGAAGAAAAGAAGGAUCAAGGAGAGAAGAACAAGCAGGUGGAGCAGAGUAGCUCUGUUAUGCCAGUGAUGCCGGAUUCUCCAUUUGUGGAGAACAGUUCCUCGUCAUCUUCUUUGCCUUCCAUGGCGAAUUUGCCACCAAUUCGGGUUCGGAUUGAGGAUCAGAAAGUUGGGUUGGAAGAGCAAUUUUCACAAAUGGCUUCAGUGCAAGUUGUGCAGAAGCAAGAAGAGGGGUUUGGGAUUAUGUCUGCUGUUGUACCACAACCAGCAGUUUCCCAACACAUGAAUCGGAUUUUAUCCGAUAAUGACAGAUCCGAUCAGGGUGCUCCAAUUGGGUUCAGAAAACCUCCAUUGCCAUUACCAUUGCAGCCUGUGCAACAGAAGGCUUGUUCAAGCUACAAUCUGCCCUCCCCUGACUCAGUUGCAAGUGAUAGCAGCAUUGCAUCUGCAAAUUCUCUCUCGAAGCAGCACAUCUAUCAUCAAGCUCCAACUAGCCCCAACACCAAAGGCAAUGCCUCUCUCCCAACUCCCCAAAUCCAAAUUCCAGAUUCGGAGUACUCAUCGCCUCCACAAUUUGAUCCUAAUCAGCAGCAACAACAGCUACAAUAUGUACAUGCCAGCACACAAUUCAUCCCACACCAGGCCGCGACUCCGGUGCCAAUUACAUCUUACUACCAAAUGUAUGCUCCUCAAUCACAGCAUCAGCCAGCUGAUCAUCAUCAGCAGUACCCUUCGCCAGUCUAUUUUAUGCCGGUCACGCAAACCCUACCUUACAUGUCCACUGCUGACACCACAGUCGCGGCCUCAGGCAGGCCAGUAACGCCUCCUUUUCCAACCAUGAUUACCCCCUCUAUGGCUUACAAGGAUGCCAAUAUUCCACCCGUUUACCCCACAAAGACAGGUACUGCAGCUGCCCCUAUGCCUGAAAUGGGUGGAGAUGUAUACAGAACUGCAAUGACAUCAAACCCUCCUCCAGCUCAGAUUCCAUCAAAUCAGUAUCAGCAACAAUAUGUGGGUUAUGCACAAAUGCAACAACAUCCAGCUCAGUCCAUUGCUGCUAGUACUGCAUGUUAUGGAUAUGAUCAAUACUACAACACUGCAGUACCUGAUCACCAGAUGUACUACUCUCAUCAUCAUCAAGCUUCUUCUACUCCAUUGCCUUCUCAGUUCCAAACCAUGACUCCAACUGCCGCAGCAAUAGCCUUGGCAGAUGCUUCAAACCAGCUUCCUACAGAUACUUCCACUUCCAGGCAGCAGAACAUUACUAGCUCACAACCACUUUGAGUCCUGGUGGUUUUGUACUGAAUCUCUGCUGCUUCAUCUAUGGUUAUAGAUUUAGAUUGUCAUUAUAUUGGCAACAGAGAGAGAAAUAAGUAAAUGGGUAUUGUUAAAUUUUGACAGUAUCUUCAAAUUCCGCGAUCUUGAAUAAAGAGUUUACCAGCUAC